AUGAAACUCUCAUGCAUGAUGGAUAUCGACCGUAACUUCUCUUUCGGUGCUUUCUGUGCUCCCUCGGCAAUUCUUCCGUCCUGCAAUUUAUUGCAUAUAUACCGUAGAGAUAUAACUCAAUUUCUGAAAGAAGUUAUAUCUGGGAAUACAAACACUGUAAUACUUUGUACGCCAAUCACGUCACUCAGUGUUGCUGUUUCAGCUGUACCGUCAAAACCUGACAUGGAUGAGUCAAUUUAUACCUUAGGGAAUCAGCUCAACUACUUGCAUCUCUAA
Molecule: messenger RNA, 276 nt
Organism: Plasmopara halstedii
Lineage: Eukaryota; Oomycota; Peronosporomycetes; Peronosporales; Peronosporaceae
Exons: 2
Coding region: 1-276 (91 amino acids)
Source: RefSeq, a predicted model, not a curated record